Volvox carteri f. nagariensis is the source of this 1347-nucleotide messenger RNA. RefSeq lists its product as uncharacterized. The transcript has 7 exons. NCBI's taxonomy places the organism in Eukaryota, Viridiplantae, Chlorophyta, Chlorophyceae, Chlamydomonadales, Volvocaceae. The coding region runs from base 11 to 751 and encodes 246 amino acids. The record is from RefSeq and is a predicted model, not a curated record.
UACAUACGCAAUGGCUCUAGCUUUCAAAACUGGUCGAUCAGUCGUUCGGCCUAACCGCCCCACGACCGGAGCACACCCUGUCAGGGUGGCCGUUUGCCGGGCUACUCCACGAGAGGGUGAUCUGAACGGAGCAAAAUAUGUUGGUGCAUCCAUCGCUGCUUUUUUUACCGGAGCUUCGCUACUCCUUGAUACAGGUAUGGCUCAUGCGGGCGGUCGUGGCCAAGUUGCCGAGUUCGCGGCCAGCGGGCUGCUGUUCAAGGACACCGUGGAGGUGACGGCGCUAGAGGACCCGGAAAUCCAAGGCGUCACCAUAUACUUCUCCGACUUCAAGCGCAACAUCGUUGACAAGCUGGCCAAGGACUUCUUCUCGGAUCCAUCCCAGGCGUCCCUCACAUGCGUGGUGACGGGCCCCGUCACUAUCAAGGAUGUGAAGCGGAUCAGCUCCGGGGAGGGUGAGGAGGUCUUCAGCGAGCAGAAAGGCCUCAACAUCUUCAAAAACAAGACGCUGCGCGUACGGCGUGUGUACGACGUGGAGCGGCGUACGGUAAUCUAUGUGGCGUACAGUACUCGGCUCUCCACUGCCACGGACGAGGGCGGUGUGUCUACGGGGCGUUACAGGACGUCCAUGUGCGCCGUGGCGCUGCCGCCGCCUGCAGCCGCGCCGCCACUGGUGCCCGUCGCUUCCCCUUCUACCGACGCCUCCGCCGCCAUUGCCAACCCCGUCGCCGCUGCGCUCCCAGACUCUCCUUAAUCCUCCUUCGCCCUUCCUCCCCUUGACGAUAAACCCUCUGAGCGGGCAGAUGCGGGGAACUGGUGAAGACAGGUCGGAGGCCUACCAAGGCUUUAAACCCCUUGGGUUCUGAACACCGGCUGGCUCGUACACCCAUCCAUCCAUCCAUCCUUGCACUUCCAUGUUAUGCAUGUAGGAUAUCCUACAUGACGUGAAUGAAGUCAUGUAGAGACAUUUUUGCACAUCUGGACGAGUUUGGUGAUGGUGGUGAUGACACUGGGUGCAGCAACAGCUGCUUCACUAUUGCACAUCCAUCGGUGUGUUGAUCUGUGUGUUGCACCACCUGCUGCUGGGGUUGGAGUUGCUGGAGUUCGAGUUGCGUCACUCGCUUCAGGUGUAACAACGACGGCCCAUGCGAGCAAGGCUCAGGCUGUCAUAGAUAGGUAGAUAGAUAUAGAUAGAUAGAUGGAUAGAUAGAUAGAUUACAUACGAAACGGCUUUAUCACUCAGUUCACGAAGACACACCCGCAAUUGCAGAUCGGGUUCCGGAGCAUGUGACCGAUUUGGUCCCCCCAGAAAUACUCUCGAAUGUAUGAUGUUGUUACAGGGUGGUAUAG